Messenger RNA from Lathyrus oleraceus (garden pea), 444 nucleotides. RefSeq lists its product as uncharacterized. The transcript has a single exon. The coding region runs from base 1 to 444 and encodes 147 amino acids. The record is from RefSeq and is a predicted model, not a curated record. NCBI's taxonomy places the organism in Eukaryota, Viridiplantae, Streptophyta, Magnoliopsida, Fabales, Fabaceae.
AUGGGGCUCAUGGCAUAUUAUCUCGGCAUCGAAGUAAAGCAAGACGAUAAAGGAAUUUUUAUCACCCAAGAAGGUUAUGCCAAAGAAGGCCUUAAGAAUUUCAAGAUGCAUGAUGCCAAUCCAUUUGGCACCCCGAUGGAAUGUGGCAGCAAGUUGAGUAAGCAUGAAAAUGGAGAGAUUGUUGAUCCAACUCUUUACAAAAGUUUGGUUGGAAGUUUGCGUUACUUGACAAGUACAAGGCCGGAUAUUCUCUAUGUUGCAGGAGUCGUAAGUCGCUACAUGGAAGCUCCAACAACAACUCACUUCAAGGCGGCAAAAAGAAUCCUUCAAUACAUCAAAGAUAUUGCUUUCACUUGGAUGUCAAAGAAGCAACCUAUCGUCACACCAUCAACUAGUGAAGUUGAGUAUGUUGCCACCACAUCAUGUGUUUGUCAUGUAGUUUAG